Cherax quadricarinatus is the source of this 819-nucleotide messenger RNA. NCBI's taxonomy places the organism in Eukaryota, Metazoa, Arthropoda, Malacostraca, Decapoda, Parastacidae. The record is from RefSeq and is a predicted model, not a curated record.
AGUAGUAACCAAUACAGUGAAGUGUUUUAUUACAGAUGGUGUGCGUGGUAAUGCUGGCUGGUCUACUGGGACUGGCGGCAGCGACGGUGACCACAUCAGAUGUAAAUCAGCUUGACCACGACGUGAAGAGUCUCUCUCCAGCAAUGGAUGGGGACAGAGCUGACACAGCCAGGAGGCAGGAGAGACUCUUCGCCUUAAUCACCACCACCUCCGUCAAGCGCCUGGCUACCACCACCAUCACUGCACUCUCCACUUGUGUCUCUAUUAGUAUGGGCGCUGUUGCUUGUAAUGGCCGAAAGAAGAGGAACAUCUUAAAAAAUCUAGCUGCGCUAACUUUUGACAACGAUGUAAUGCCGGAACUGGCGGGAAGUCAGAUAGAGGAACAGAUGGAUGAAGAGGAAGGUGGUCCACUAAAACGAGGCGCGAGGCAGGUGACGAACAGAGAUGGUAGAAAAUUUACUGUUUGGUCUACAUACUCCAGUACCCUCACACUCACCUCUACCUCCUACGUCGCCGGCACCACCGUCUCCGUCACAGCUUACUGUAUUGCACCAGGACUUACAAACGGAUGCUUCGGGAAGUAGCGAGCAACUGCCUGAGCCUGCUGCUGCUACUAUUGCUGCUCUGCACCAGGACUCAUGGCAGGUUGUAUCGGGAAGUAGAGAGGACUAACAUAGGUCCUGCAGGUCCCACCACAAUGAUCAUGAAAUAGCAACAUAUAUAAUACUGUAUUUUUCAUCUUUCUGAAUCAAGUUAUGUAUUUUGGACUCUCUUCCUCGUGUAUCACAAUAAUUUAGGUAAUAAAUGAACACUAUUUUC